Molecule: messenger RNA, 1964 nt
Organism: Prosopis cineraria
Lineage: Eukaryota; Viridiplantae; Streptophyta; Magnoliopsida; Fabales; Fabaceae
Product: probable LRR receptor-like serine/threonine-protein kinase MEE39
Exons: 11
Coding region: 261-1820 (519 amino acids)
Biological process (GO): protein phosphorylation
Molecular function (GO): protein kinase activity; protein binding; ATP binding
Source: RefSeq, a predicted model, not a curated record
AUUAUUCACUUGAAAAGUCUUUCAAAUAUUAUGUAUACUUUCACUUUGUUGAAAUUGAGCAGCUUCCCCCUGGACAGAAAAGGGUAAUAGAUAUUACUGUUAAUAAUGAAAGCAUCCUUCAAAAGCCUAUAACUCUUGAAUACUUAAAGCCGGUGACAGUUACUGAUGUUAUAAAUCAAGAUGGUCUUCGCUUCAGCAUAAGUGCAACAUCAGAAUCUGAUGCUCCUCCAAUUCUCAAUGCCUUUGAGACUUAUAAAUUAAUGUCAGAGCUAACUUCCCCGACGGACCAAAGAGAUGCGGAUACCAUUGUGGAUAUCAAAAAUACAUACAAGAUCUCCAAAGUAGAUUGGCAAGGUGACCCAUGUGUUCCGGAAGAAUAUGCAUGGGGGGGACUUGGCUGCAGUCCCAGUAUAAAUAACUCCAACACAAGGGUAACCUCACUAAACUUGAGCGUGAGCAGGUUGACAGGACGCAUAGCUACUUCAUUCUCACAACUUACAGAGUUAGAAUCCUUGGAUCUAUCAGGUAACGACUUAACCGGAGAAGUACCAGAAUUUCUAGUUGAAUUGCCGAACUUGAGAAUCCUUAAUUUGAGUGGCAACAAGCUAACAGGUUCAAUUCCCAAAGGUCUUAAGGACAAGUCAGAUUUGGAUAUGAGGUUGGAUGAUAAUCCUGGUCUUUGCUUGACGGAUCCAUGCAAAAAACAUAAGUUCGUUAUUCCACUUAUAGCAUCUGCUUCAGCUCUUUUGGCUGUUGUAAUAUUGGUUUCUCUAGGAAUGUGGGUCUUCAAAAUGAAAGGACUUAAAGUGAAAUUUACUAAGCAUGAAUCAUCAAAACUUAGAAAGCGAGCAUUUUCUUACUCCAUCGUUCUUGAUAUCACGAAUAACUUACAAAACUUGAUUGGAGAAGGAGGAUUUGGUAAGGUUUAUUUAGGCACUCUUAAGAAUGAUAAUACUCAAGUUGCUGUAAAGUUACUUUCUCCGUCAUCAGUGCAAGGUGAUAAAGAAUUUCGAUCGGAGGUAGAACUUUUGAUGGUUGUUCAUCAUAGACACUUGGUUUCAUUGAUUGGAUAUUGUGAAAAAAGGGGCGCCAGGGCAUUAAUUUAUGAGUAUAUGGCCAAUGGCGACCUCCGCCGGCAUUUAUCAGGUAACCAUGGGGAUUCUUUGAAAUGGAACGACAGGCUUCAAAUUGCAUUGGAUGCAGCGUGUGGAUUAGAUUAUUUGCAUAAUGGAUGUAAGCCUGCAAUAGUGCACAGAGAUCUAAAGACUACUAACAUUUUGCUAGAUGAAAAUAUGGAAGCUAAGAUUGCUGAUUUUGGAUUGUCUAGAGCUUUUGCAAAUGAUAUUGAUAGUCACGUCUCAACUCGUCCUGCUGGAACAAUUGGCUAUCUUGAUCCUGAGUUUCAAAAUUCCGGCAACCUCACCAAAGGGAGUGAUAUUUAUAGUUUUGAAAUAAUUUUGCUAGAAUUAAUCACUGGGAAACCAGCAGCAAAAAGAAGAGCAGACAAUACCUUGACUCUCCUACUUCAUUGGGUUACCCCUAAAGUUGAAAGCAAGGAUAUUCAGUCCAUUGUUGAUCCAAGGUUACAAGGACAAUACAAUGUUGACAGUGCUUGGAAAUUUCUAGACAUAGCCGUGUCAUGCACUGCACCAUCUGCGGUUCAAAGGCCUGACAUAACUCAAGUGGUAGUUGAACUAAGGGAUUGUUUGGGCAUGGAGAUAAGAAUGGGAAGGACCAGCGACAAUCCCAAUUCAAGUAGUUCUAUGGAUAUGAGCACAGGGCAGUUUGAUUCACAGCUCAGUGCUCUGUCUGCUAGAUAGAUACUCGUUUACAUUCUGAAUUUUAUCUCCCCAAAGUGAUGAAUCUACCCACCACUUUCAUUGGUCAAUGGCUUAAGUUUUGAUGUUAUAUACACCAAUUGUGGAUAAAACAAUUAUAGAGAGAGAAGUGUUUAAAGAUUUGUU